CAUUAUUGUCAGGAACGUGUCGCUUUUCAAAACUAAGUGCAGUAACCGGCGUGGAGAUGUUUACGGAGAUAAACACAGUAACAUAAAUGGAUAAAUAAUAAGAAUAUAAGCUCCUAAAAAUUAAUAGGGCUCAAAUGGAUGGUAAAAUGAUUGGACCUGGACCUUAUAGGGCGACGAAAUUGUGGAAUGAGACCAUCAGGCUCUUCCGUGGUGGAAUGCCAGUCAGACGUCACUGGGCUCAUUUCAGGAGUUAUGACCACAGUUUCACAGGAGCCGAGGCCGUCGACUUCCUCCACGAGCUGCUCAGACAAAACCAGAACUUCGGACCAGAGGUGACGCGCUACCAAACACUCCAGUUACUUCGGAAAUUCCUCAAAAACCAUGUCAUUGAGGAUGUCAAAGGAAGAUUUGGUAAAGAGGACUUUGAGGACAGUGGACAUCUAUACAGAUUUCCCCCACAAUCCCCUCUGAAGCCCGUUCCUGUGCGUCCACCGGUAAGAGAUCACAGCUCAGUACCCAGAAUCCCACACUGGGAUGACUUUGAGGAGAUAUCAGUGCCGGAGAAGAUCCCAGUGAAGCCUCUCAUGAAUUCCGAGUCGUGGAACAAGAGGCACAGCAUCGCCAUCGGUGAGGUUCCUGAAUGCCGUUUAAUCCGGAGGAGAGAAUUAACCCCGAAACACGUGGACCAGAUAUGGAAGUCAAUGACACUAACACAUUUACAGACUGUUUUAGGUCUCAGGUCCCUGGACGGGGUUUUAGAUGCCAAACUUCUGAGCCCCAAGCACAUCGUUCACAAUGUCUUUGGUGUUAAUAAGCAGGGGAUUGUUGUGCUUAAGAACAAAGCAGAGGACUUGCCUCAUUGGGUGUUAUCUGCAAUGAAAUGCCUGGCAAACUGGCCCAAUGGGAAUGACAUCAGGCAGCCCAUGUAUCCAGGGUUCGAGAGAGACGUCUUCAGGACAGUGGCAGAACAUUUUCAGAGAUUGAAAGAGCCACUUUUGACUUUCCAUCUGUAUGAAAUAUUUGUCAGUAUUUUGGGGCUUCUGCAGUCGGUUGCGGUUGAAGCGCUGCAGGUCUGCUGUCUCCUGCUGCCUCCAGCCAACCGUCGUAAACUCCAGCUGUUAAUGCGUCUGAUGGCUAAAGUCUGUGCCAACCCCUCUCUCCCCGCUCUGAAUGACACCAUAGGAGCUCGUACCCUGAUGGUCCAGACCUUCUCCCGGUGCAUUCUGGGAUCUGCGGAUGAGGUGGACUUGGACGAGCUGUUGGCCACCAAGCUGGUCACGUUUAUGAUUGAUAACCACGACUGUGUGCUGAAGGUGCCAUCCAACCUCCGUAAAUCUGUUGAGGAGCAUCUGUCUCACCUCAGAAGAGCUCAAAUAAAAUAUGCGGGUGCAGACAUGGACACCACCAUGGUGUCUUCACCUCACUCGUUCUGCAGACAGAUCAGCACAGAGGAGUUUGAGCAGCAGAGGGUCUCUGGAUCCGGAGCCAUUGUGGCACUACUGGAGAACAUCAUACAAGACAAGAACAUGUCCAUUAAAGACAAGAAGAAGAAGCUGAAGCAGUUCCAGAGAUCUCAUCCUGACAUCUACCGCAGACGCUUUCCCAACGCUGAAAGUGAGGCAGCGGUUUUCCCAGAGAGACCCAUGAGACUCAAACCUCAGCUGAUGUUCCUCACGCUGAAGAAACCCUUCCAGCCCUUCCAGAGGAGCUGGAGCUUUCGGGCUUGAGUCGGCGCUCAGAGUGGUCAGUCUGACACUAGGGCGACUGUGUAAGGUAUUAUUAUCAAGGAGAGAUGUUACUGAAUAUUAAUGGUUGCAUUCUGCUAGGACAUCCUGAAUCGAAAUAACACUAAAUUCACCUUGUGAGUGAUCAGAUGGAUUAAAUAAAGUAUGAUGCUGUGCAUUGAAAUCCCUUUAAAAAACAAGACACUACAGGCCAACACAUUUUUUCAUGCACUGACCAGUUUUGAGAUUUUAGUCUGUUUUGCUUUCGUUACAUGUCUACUUUUAGAAUAGUGGAAAGACAAAAUUUAAAAUACACAUUUAGGUGUUUAUUUUAUUACACUAUAUCUAUUUGCAUCUGUAGAUUUCAAUUACAGUACAUAUCUGUAAUGGCAUGGGUUUUGUCUGGGUGUUGUUGACAGUAUUUUCUGAUUUAUGGAGUGAUAAAAUGAGAAAUCUAAAAUCCCUUCUAUAAAAACCUUUAAUAUGUCAAAAAAAAAACCUUCUAUUUUGGAAGUUGUUCAAAUGAGUGCAUAUUUUAUUAAAUAAUACUUCAUUUAGACGUAACAUUU
Molecule: messenger RNA, 2293 nt
Organism: Cyprinus carpio (common carp)
Lineage: Eukaryota; Metazoa; Chordata; Actinopteri; Cypriniformes; Cyprinidae
Gene: depdc1b
Product: DEP domain containing 1B
Biological process (GO): intracellular signal transduction
Source: RefSeq, a predicted model, not a curated record